UACAAUUCAUUUGAAAUUUUGCAAAGUGCGCUUCGAUCAUGAGCACACGUUUAGUGCGUCAUUUUUGACAAUUUUGACACUGUCAGGGGUCGAAGUGUUUAUUCCGAUCAGAUUUUUUGCUACAAGUGUUCCUCAGUGCAUGAGAUUUCACAAAUUAAAGGAUGAAUUCAAUACUCAACACUUUAUUAAUAAAGACUCAACAUAUAUUGUUAAGUUCCCAAAAUAAUAAUGUUUACGGUGUGAGAAAAGAACACUCAGACUCCUCAAAAUAUGCUGGUACAGGUCACAGGGUUAACAAUUUGGAAAAGAAAUUUUUAGUAUGGACUGGUAAAUACAAGACUGUUGAGGAAGUGCCUGCUUAUGUAGCGCAAAAUGUUGUGGAACGGGCUAGGAAUAGAAUGCGUAUCAGGAUCGCCAAUUACAUGAUGGCUGCAACAGCUUUAGCGUGUCUUGGUAUGGUUUAUUUGGGCAAACAAGCAGCACAAAGGGGUGAAAGUGUCGCCCAACAAAAUAUCGAAUGGCAUCGCCGUUUUAAUGAGGAUACCAAGAAGGAACAGUAGACUUUUUGUGAUUGUACAUAUUUAGACUAGGAUUUAUGAUAUUUAAAUGCCUCUUGUAAAAUAUGGCUAUGGAAUAAAUAGAGUAUUGUUAUAUUCAUUUUAAGCCAAUAAAAGUGGUUGCAAACUUU
Tribolium castaneum (red flour beetle) is the source of this 688-nucleotide messenger RNA. RefSeq lists its product as uncharacterized. The coding region runs from base 162 to 560 and encodes 132 amino acids. The transcript is spliced from 3 exons. Lineage: Eukaryota; Metazoa; Arthropoda; Insecta; Coleoptera; Tenebrionidae. The record is from RefSeq and is a predicted model, not a curated record.